Messenger RNA from Diaporthe citri, 1878 nucleotides. RefSeq lists its product as uncharacterized. The coding region runs from base 1 to 1878 and encodes 625 amino acids. Gene Ontology annotation, molecular function: alpha-1,2-mannosyltransferase activity. Lineage: Eukaryota; Fungi; Ascomycota; Sordariomycetes; Diaporthales; Diaporthaceae. The record is from RefSeq and is a predicted model, not a curated record. The transcript is spliced from 2 exons. Gene Ontology annotation, biological process: GPI anchor biosynthetic process. Gene Ontology annotation, cellular component: endoplasmic reticulum membrane.
AUGUCCACUCAUGAGGCCCGCCAGCUUCAUUCUCACCAUGGGCUUUCCAUACCGCCACUCUUCGUCGUGACAGGCCUGACCCUGUUGCGCACCCUGAACGCAUUGUGUACUGGGCGCACCUUUUUCCAACCAGAUGAAUACUUCCAAGCCCUCGAGCCGGCAUGGAACCUCGCCUUUGGGCCCCAUAGCGGCGCCUGGUUGACGUGGGAAUGGGAAUAUCACCUGCGGUCCUCACUCCACCCAGCCCUGUUCGCUCUUGCGUAUGCGGCCGCAGACAAGGCCAUGCACGUGCUGCCAUGCCUGCCUGCCUUCAAGGCCUCAGUGCUGGUCGUAUUGCCCAAGCUGGUUCAGGCGUGCCUCGCUGUGCUGGCUGACCUGUACACCUGGAAGCUCGCCGAGAAGGUCUAUGGCCAGGGCAGCAGGUCCGCCUGGUCCGCCUUGUGCGUGACCGUGCUCAACCCGUGGCAAUGGUACUGCUCCGCGAGGACCUUCUCGAAUUCCCUCGAGAUGACUCUUACCAUAGCAGCCUUGAACUACUGGCCCUGGGACUUACUGGGCGACGCCUCAGAGACUCAUGGUGGCUCCCCAGCGAGAAGGGAGCGUCUUGCCAGCCUCCGGGCGUCUCUUUUUCUUGCCGCGAUUGCGGUUCUCCUAAGGCCGACCAACGUCUUCAUCUGGGGCACUGUAGUCAUGGUAGCGUUCACACGCUUGACGCUCCGUGGGAAAAGCCCCAUCACUUUGAGGGUCGCCCUAGUCCUCUUCAGGGAGGCUGUCCUGUGUGGGAGUGCUGGCCUGGCCUUGUCCGCUGUGUCUGACCGUCUUUACUUUGGCGAAUGGACGUUCCCACCGUACCAUUGGCUUCACUUCAACCUGACACAAGACCUCGCUGUCUUCUAUGGAGAGAUGGUAUGGCAUUAUUACCUAUCUCAGGGCAUCACCCAGCUCACCAUGACCUUCCUGCCGUUUGCGCUCGUGGGCUUGUAUACGUUUGCGGUAUCGUCGACUCCGGGUGCCACGGCGACGCAAUCGAAUACCCUCAGAACGCUGGCCUACACGGUCAUCAGCACCAUUGCGGUGCUUUCUGUGGUCUCGCAUAAGGAGGUCCGCUUCAUUUUUCCCCUUCUGCCAACUCUGCAUAUUCUCGCAGCCCCGUCCUUCGCCUCCUUCUUCUCGGCCGCUCCAGGCCAGCAGCCUUCCCAGAGCAGGACCGCCCUCCUCGCCGGCCUCAUCUCCGUCAAUCUGGUCAUAGCAACGUACCUCUCCCUCUUCCACGUCGCAGCGCCCAUAUCCGUCAUGCACUUCCUUCGACACGAGUACGAACGGGUUCAUCCCGACCGUCUCGGCCUUCACCCUGAGCAACCCGUCCUCAGCCACUAUCAUAGCCUUGCGCAAUCAGCAGCACCAAACUUCGGCAACGAGACCGACGAACUCUUCGCUCUGUUCCUGACCCCGUGCCACGCCACGCCCUGGCGCUCACACCUCGUGUACCCGUCUCUCCGCGCGCGCGCGUUGACGUGUGAGCCUCCUCUGCACACUGCGCCAGGCAGCGUGGAGCGUGAGACCUACAUGGACGAGACCAAGAGGUUCUUUCACGGGUUCGAUUCCAGCGAUCUAUGGGGUGUCGACUUCCUGGCGGGGGAGAUGUGGCCGCUGGAACGUAGCGAGGCCCAAGCUGGAGUUGUAAAUCGCGUUGGCGAGGUGCCGCGGUACAUCGUUGGGUUUGAGAGCAUGGAGAUGGCCUUGACGGGCUUUUUCGACAGCGCAGACAUGGGGGUGAAUUUGAAGCGGGUCUGGCGAGGAUGGAACGGACUAUUCAGCGAUGAUGACAGAAAAGAAGGGUAUCUGGCUGUCUGGGAUACCGGAGUAUAUAGAGACUAG